CGUAGAAGAAGAAGCGUCCAGCGUCAGGCUCCAAACAGGAAGAAAACAUCCGAGCCAAGGGGCUGGUGUAGCAGCUUGCGUCGGAGUGGCUCGGUAAUGCGGCAGCUUUGAGGGUGGGAAAGCAGCCGGGGCCCGUUAUCAUGCUGUGUCCGGAGUAGUGACAGAAGCGACUGAAAGCGCAGGAACCCGGUGCUGCUCCACUUUCCUCCGGUCCGACCGCUGAAACGAGGUGUGAAUGAGUGACGUGGUGCCUCCCACAGCUCUCAGUGAAGUCCAGCUCCGCUUCCUUUGUCACGAUGACAUAGAGAAUGUCAAACUGCUGUGUGGUGACUGGUUCCCCAUCGAGUACCCAGACUCAUGGUAUCAAGAUAUCACCUCCAACAAGAAGUUCUUCUCCCUCGCUGCCACCUUCAGAGGAAACAUCGUGGGGAUGAUCGUGGCCGAGAUCAAAAGCCGGACCAAAGUACACAAGGAGGAUGGAGACAUCCUGGCCUCCAGUUUUCCUGUGGACACGCAGGUCGCCUACAUCCUCAGCCUAGGAGUGGUCAAAGAGUUCAGGAAACAUGGCAUAGGCUCCCUGCUGCUGGACAGUCUGAAGGAGCACAUCUCGACGACCGCUCAGGACCACUGCAAGGCCAUCUACCUGCACGUCCUCACCACCAACAACACUGCCAUCCACUUCUAUGAGAACAGGGACUUCAGGCAGCACCACUACCUUCCCUACUACUACUCCAUACGCGGCGUCCUCAAAGACGGCUUCACAUAUGUGCUCUACAUUAAUGGGGGUCAUCCACCCUGGACAAUAUUUGACUAUAUCCAGCACAUCGGUUCAACCCUGGCCAGCCUGAGCCCCUGCUCCAUCCCUCAGAGGUUGUACCGCCAGGCCCAGUCGCUGCUGCGCUCCCUGCUCCCCUGGUCCAACAUCGCCUCCAAAACCAGCAUACAGUACAGCAGAACCAUGUGACGUAAAGCGGCGGAGCCCAUUCAAGACGGGAGCUUAUCGCUGUCUUCACCGCAUCCGCUGGAUGGCUGACGCUCGCCGUCUCCCUUUUUAUCUGUUAUUUUGUAGGAGCUCAGCUGUCCCGGUCCCCGUCAGUCUUCCCCUGUACAGACCAAGUUCACGUUCUUAAUCUCUUACGGAUUUCCUCCUCCUGUUAGCAUGACAAAGGACUCAGGUUAAACAUUUCCUCAUUCCCUGUGCUGGAUUCUUACCAUUCAUUUGCAAACACAUUUGGCCCCAAACCUGCAGAUAAAAACAGGGUUCUAUAGAUAUAGUAGCUGCAGGUGAUUUUUGGAGGGAAGAGAAACCCCACAGCUUUUCUAGUUAUUCACAUCCUAUACUUGGCUAGAGAUACAUAAAACACUGUUUCUCAGGUUACGCUGCCUGUAACCUGUCUUUAGCGCGGUUUUCCACACUCGAGCCGAUCCAGCCUGGCUUGGAGCCCAGAGAGCCAAUAGGGAGGAUCAGAAAUGACACGCGGGAGAACAGCAGAGAUCAUACUGUGAGGGAAAGGCUAGCACACACACCAGGAACCAUAGAGAGAGUGAAGUUUUACCACUGCAUAUCCUGUCUCCUUUCAUCUUAUCAACUACUGUCAGAUACUGUGUAAUCUAUUUGUAUAUACUAUAUUUAGCUAAUAUAUAAAUUUAUCUUAAUAUGUAUGUCGAUUCUAUUGUACGUUAAUGGGCUUAGUUGGACGAUGACCCAUCCUUGUCCCCUUUUUUAGUGUAGAUUUAAGCCUGAAACAUUUGCAGUUUUAUAAAGUUGACAGUGGAAAAACAAAGCAAAUUUUAUGAAUGAGAUUACAGAUGAGUUGGUUGAAAUCCAUCUGAUUAAACAAAGGUGGCUUUUUAAAAGGAUUUAAGUGGGCCAGUCAUUUCAUUUUAACUGGAAAUCUUCCCUACAAACACUCGCAGAAUACAUUUUUUUUAUCAGCAUACAGUAACAUUAUAGUUUAAUUCAUAAUGAUUGUGUGUCUGCAUAUUCUGGCCUCUUGAUAAGCAGAAAAGGCUCAUAGCUGCGUACGAGAUCAACGUCUCUAAGCGGUUUUCCAGUUCUACCGCCAGCUCAAUUCGUCUAAAAGAACUCCUUCUUUUAGUGAUUUUAAAAGCUCACUGAGUGCAGACUGUUUUUUUCUUUCCUCUCUAUUGUUAUAACAUUGCUGCUAAUGUGAAGAAAUUUCUAUUUAUUUGUGCAGAUUUUAAAAAAUUGACCCCGUGUAGAUUUUUAUGUCAGCCAGUGAAAGAGAUUAGGACAAACGACCACUUUGUGUCCCUGCACACAUGCGGGUGUGUUUUUUUCUUUCUUUCUGUCUUUUGUUGUGUGUGUCCGUCUAUCGUUAACGCUGCGUUCCAUUCGCCUCAGAAGUCAGAACUUGGAACAACGUCACUAAAAACCCUGUAAAAGGGCAGUUCCUAUUAUUUGAGCUGAGGUUGUGUUGAGGUGAUGAGCAGACAAUAUCUUACCUUCUGUAGAUAAAUGUUGGCUAAAUCAACCCCAGUCUCAAAACAUCAGAGUCCAUAUGAGAGAUGUGUUGUUUUUUUUAAACCUUUUAUCAUCGUAAUGUUUGGAUUGGUCGAUUAUUUACCCAGAAGCCACACAGGUAGUGAUACCUGGAGACAGCGCAGCAUCAGUGAUCUUCCUGAGUGAAACGGAUACUAAGAAUGGAACAUAUUAAGCGUUUCCUAUCAGUCUGUUCUAAAAGCAUUGACUUGUAAUAAUAGUAAUGGUCGUUUUUAGACUCCAGUUUGAAGGCAGUAGAAGUCUGCUUUGGUUUUUGCCAUGAGGGUAAUCUCUACUGCAGGUAAGAUAUUGACUGCUUAUCACCAUACAGCAGAAGCUCACUUCAAAUAUUCAGAACAAACUAUUUUAUUUAAAAAUGUUCCUGCUGCACGUCCCAAACCCUGCAGGAUUUGCUGUGCGUUGGGUUUAGUGACUCAAGCUGAGUAUCCAGUUGCAUUCAGAUGCUGGAAUGUGUUCCCUACCAGAGAAAUGAGUGAAGGCUGUGCAGCAGAUUUGGCACAGAAUGAACUGACUGAAGCAGUUCUCACAUCUACACGUUUGCUAAAAAAUAGAAAAUUUUCAACCCCCCAAUUUAACUUCCAGGUUCAAAUGGAAAACACGUUCAGCGCAUGUCGGUGCCAAACUCUGGUGAACAACGAAUCCUAAAUGUGGCUUUAUCAGAGCAACAAUACAGUUUCUCAGUCUCAUUUUGUCCUGCUGGAGUCGAGAGAUUUUACACACAUGAUCUACUGUAUCAGCCAGGGAGGGAAUAAUAGGUUGUUGGAAUGUUUUGAUUUUUUGUUGGGAUUUUUUUUUUUUUAAAACUUGGUAUCGUACUGGGAUGAGGUGUGGGCGACGGUGUGAAAAAUAAAACUUCUUUGUGCAAACCUUAACAUUUCUCACCUUCCCAGCCCUUUGGGAGGUGAUGCAAGUUCUUUGCAAACAUUGUUUAUGCAAUAAAUUUGUUUCAUUUCAGUUAU
Fundulus heteroclitus (mummichog) is the source of this 3483-nucleotide messenger RNA. It is a transcript of the gene naa60, whose product is annotated as N-acetyltransferase 15 (GCN5-related, putative). Gene Ontology annotation, molecular function: protein-N-terminal amino-acid acetyltransferase activity; histone acetyltransferase activity. NCBI's taxonomy places the organism in Eukaryota, Metazoa, Chordata, Actinopteri, Cyprinodontiformes, Fundulidae. The record is from RefSeq and is a predicted model, not a curated record. The coding region runs from base 236 to 964 and encodes 242 amino acids. The transcript is spliced from 6 exons. Gene Ontology annotation, biological process: N-terminal peptidyl-methionine acetylation. Gene Ontology annotation, cellular component: Golgi membrane.